UCCUGGGCUCAAGCGAUCCUCCCGCCUUGACCUCCCAGAGUGCUAGGAUUAUAGGCGUGAGCCACCGUGGCUGGCCAAGAUGUACAUACACUCUUAAUUCAAGAAACAGCAGCGUUUUUGUGCUACUGAGCAAAACAUUACAAGACAAAUACUGUUGAGUUUGUGUUGGCUCUAUGCAACCCUCAUGGUGUCAGGAACAGAUCCAGCUACCAAAGAGCUGGAGCCACAGGUUCAUUUAACAGUGUACCAGGGAAGGGGGUUGAAGGGCUUAUUCCCAGAGGGCCUCUGAAAUGUAGGAAUUAUUGACAAGGACUUAUAAACCAUUUUUGCAGUUAGCUACAGGCCCAGGCUGUGGGUGGAUAGGGAUCAAGAUAGGAUAAAUAAUAUGAUCAGUAUUGUUCAGAUAAAUAUGUAAGCUAUUUUACUGGCACACUGCAUCUGGUGAUAUUAACAAGAUAAGCUGUAGGUAGGAUAAUUUCUCAUCAGAUCAGAGCGAUAUUUAUAGCCUGUUUCCUAUUAUAUAAUGAAAAGCUACUAAUGGAGUAGUAGACAAUGAUAUGGGUAAUUGCUUAAACAGCCUUAUCUGUCAUUUAAGUGAGUUCAAGAAUGACAGCUUUCUUUCAUGCAUAAAGUACUGGAUACAUUAAAAAAGAAAACACACAGAUAUGGCAUUAGGUUCUAGUCAUAUCCUAAAGAAAAACCACAGUGCAGUAUUUUAUUUAUAGUACAUUCUGUGUGUGAGUGACUAAGAGUGUGGUAGAGGUCAAGAAGGAGUUAUUUGUAAUAUACCUUAAAGAAAUCUAUCUUAAUUUGCCUUUCAAAUACAAAAUAAAUUCACCUCUUAAACUUUCAGUUCCCUUUCCCUUUCACUAAUUUUUGUUUUUUAAAGAAAAGGAGGUAGAAUAAAAUCUACAAGUCAUUAAAGUGGCCCUUACUGUUUUAACCUGUACCUUACUUCCUUUUCCACUAAUUUCUAAUAAGACUGUCCUCACUACCUUGUCCUCACUUAGAUACACUCAUCUUAUUUUUUCCUGAAAUGAUUGCAGACUCUCAGGUAUGCUAGGUUUGAGAAACCUUGGAUCACAACAAGUGGCUUUGGCUUGUUUAAAGUUCAAAAAUGGCAACAAGCAGGGCUUGCAACCCAUAUGGGAAUUUCCCAUAUGGGUUGCAAGCCAUAAAGGACAUUUUCACAGACCUGUGUUUGCUGAAUGAACAAAGCUAAAUUGAAUUCUUAGUUGCAACUAAACUAGAUGUUUAUAGAGUUUCCUGUUACAACUCUUGUCUCUUUUAUCUGGAAAUUUAAGAUCUUGACAACUUAGAUUCUGCUUUGCUUUUGUGUCCCAAGAGUUCUUUCCUUAAUACGUCUCAGUGGAAACUACAGACUCUUACAAAGGUAAAAUAUGUUCCUGGAACAACAUCCAAAGAUGGAUAUCUGAGAUUUACUCUCCCAAGACCAUGAUCCUAUUAAAGAAAGGAAAUGAGUGCAGCUGCCUUUCAGUAGUUCUUCACUCCACCUUACCAGGUUUUUCACUUGGAAGCUGUGCUGAGAGGGGCCAGAGGAGGGGGCUGGGAUUGUGAUGAAUCUUACUGGACCUCACAGCUGGAGCUCCCAGGAAUGCUCUCGGGUAUAAUAUUAAGCCCAAGCAAACCUCACUGAACUCUGAUAGCAACACAUUUCACUGGGCUACAUUAAUGCUUUAUGUGUACAAAUAAAUACUUGUGGUGUUUUUCACUAUGGCUAGCAACUGGUUUAAAUAAAGGCUCAGAAAAUAUACAACCUAGCCAAUCAGGCAGGGUAGAUUGUGCCUGUGCCUUUUGCUGUGAGACUGGCAUUGUGAGCAAUGUCUUCUGUUCCCCACCCCAGCCAGAGAGGGACAAGGUCACGUGGGUAUCUAGGAAUGUCCUAAAGGGAAACAUGGGUAAUUUAUAAGCUACUUCAACUUAUUUUUGGAAAUAUGUAAGGUAUGGAGCUGGGUUCCUGUGCCCUUCUCACCUUUCGCAAGGAUGCCCUUGCUCUUGCAGACCACAGAUUUCUGCAUGCAGACUCUCCACCUGCCUCCUACUGGGAGAAAAGGGUCUGAGAGUCUGUUUGGCAACGAACCAGAUAACCUUACACACAAACCCAUUCCUGGGAAAGUUAGGUUUCUUUCUGUUUCCAUUCAUAUACGUAAUCUUCUCUCCAAACAAACGUGACCUCACUACUCUAUGUACCGUUUUGAAGCCUGCUUUUAAAAUUUGGUAUCUUCCAUGUCUUUAACAAUUCUGAGGGGGAAGAGGGGAGAUUAGUAAUUGGAAUGCCUAUCAUUUAAAACUGGACUUCGCUAUUUUGCGUCUUAGAAAAUGCGGGGCUCGUUCCCCUCGUCCCCUCCCCACAUUCCGGCCCGCUCUCUCUCAGUGGCCCCCCGCCCUGAUGUGAUGCCACCGUGGGGAUUCGCGCGCCAGACGAGGAGCACCGGAGUUCUGCUCCCACGCGGCAGGGCAAAUCGCUCGCAGGUUGAUCUUUAAAAAAAGCAAAAAUGUAUCCAGUAAAGGGCUUUCAUGAAGAAAUUAAAGAGAGAAAUUCCAAGCAAUAGAGAAACCAGGCAUUUGUGUAUGAAGAAACCACCUAAAACAACUGUAUGGAGUAAGACAAAAGGAAUGAAGACACCUGGAAGAAAUUUUACUUAGUGUGAUAUUUUUGGCCACUUUUUCAUCAUAAAGUCUGCUAAGGAAGAGAGAAUAUAGUUUUCUAGAGAAUAUAAGUUUGUAGCAUGAAAAUGGAGACCACGGUUUCUGAAAUUCAAGUAGAAAACAAGGAUGAGAAAGGAUCAACAAAAGGUAUUCCUCAGGAUGAAAGACAGGAAGAAAAAGGUUCCAUGCUUUGCUUCAAGAGAAGAAAGAAGGCAGCCAAAGUGCUGAAGCCCAAAGCUAGCUCUGAAGCUGCUGAUGUGACAAGGAAGUGUUCCCCAGAAGCAGGAGCUUCUGAUCGGCCACAACCCCCAGGUGGGGCCUGGGCCUCAAUUAAACAUCUUGUAACACGCAGGAAAAGGUCAGAUUCUUCAAAGCGGCAAAAGCCAUUUGAGGCUGAAGUGCAACCUGAUAUAAAUGCUGAGGAUGCCGAUCUUUCUAAGAAGGCAAAAUCCAGACUUAAGAUUCCCUGCAUAAAAUUCUCAAGAGGGGCAAAAAGGAGUAAUCAUCCCAAAAUUAUAGAAGAUUCAGACUGCAGCAUCAAAGUCCAGGGAAAGCCUAAACAGGUGGAUGUACAAACUCAGACCCAAUUUAAUGAUCAGUUAACAAAGGAUCCAAGUGAAGGCAUCUCACAGAAAGAUGGUGAUGAGGUUUGUGAAUCGAAUGUGAGCAACAGCCUAACUUCUGGAGAGAAAGUGAUUUCAGUAGAACUUGGAUUAGAUAAUGGGCAUUCUACUAUUCAAACAGGAACUCUAAUCAUUGAAAAAGAAAUUGAAAUGAUUGAGGAAAAACAAGAAGUUCAAACCCAGCAAACAAGCCCGCUUGAAAGCUCAGUAACAGAUCAGCAGCAACCAGUGGCUUCUGAUGUUCCUCUUUCACCUGCAAUCCCAGAUCAACAAAUUCCGGAAGAAGCCAGUAACGAUAUCCUAGAAAGUGGACCAAAUUGGAAAGACUAUGAAAGUAGAGAGAUUGUAGCUGGAGAAAAUAAGCCAAAAGAUACUGAAUUGAGCCAGGAAUCCAAUUUCGAAGAAAAUGGGAUCAAUGCAGAGAAACCCAAAUCAGAAGAAAGCAAAAAAAUAGAGCCAAUUGCUAUUAUUAUUACAGACACUGAAAUCAGUGAAUUUGAUGUUAAGAAAUCUAAAAAUGUCCCUAAGCAAUUUUUAAUUUCAAUUGAAAAUGAGCAAGUAGGGGUUUUUGCUAAUGAUAGUGGUUUUGAGGGUAGAACUUCAGAACAAUAUGAAACACUCUUAAUAGAAACAGCCUCUUCUCUUGUCAAGAAUGCUAUCCAGUUGUCUAUAGAACAGCUGGUUAAUGAAAUGGCCUCUGAUGAUAAUAAAAUAAACAAUCUUCUACAGUGACUUAGAUCAUGAGAGAAAAAAAGGCUAAUGAUGAAUUAUUUUACACUUUUGUGGCAUUUCUUACUCAGUAACAAAUGACAGAGUUAUCUGUGGAUUUUUUUUUGAGACAGGGUCUUGCUUUGUUGCCCAGGCUACAGUACAGUGGCAUGGCCAUAGCUCACUG
Molecule: messenger RNA, 4188 nt
Organism: Microcebus murinus (gray mouse lemur)
Lineage: Eukaryota; Metazoa; Chordata; Mammalia; Primates; Cheirogaleidae
Source: RefSeq, a predicted model, not a curated record